UCGCGUCAUGGCGGAGACCGGCUGGUGUAGGAUUCACAGCUGAAAUAUGCCUGCUAUCCCAUCUGUUUCCCGGCUCAUGGAAUACAAAACACUGCCUAGCGUCUAAACCCAAGGCACUCUUGACCGUGGAGGGGAAAACUCAGAAACCCAUCUCUUCAGAAUAAAGUCUAAAGAGUGUUUGUGUGGAGUCCCCGAGCGACAGCGGCUAUCGGCAGAAAGAGCCCAAAGCAGCGCAGGGCAGACAGGUGAGCUGCUCUGAAGUGGCGCACACAGACUGCAAGGAUCUCAUCAGGGACUAAUCUGUAAUAUUUGAUUGCGAUGGAUGGACGCAGUGAGGAUGAAAGUGUCAGCAACAGCAGCGGAGAGUCCAGUAAUUCAGAUGAUGAGUCUGGGUCAGGAUCGGGUUCUGGCUCCGGCUCGAGUUCAAGCAGCAGCAGUUCUAGCAGUAGCCACUCAGGGAGCAGUGACUCAGGAAGCGGCUCGGAUUCUGGAAGCCACUCGGACUCGGAGAAAUCCAAGGAAAAGAAUGAUCAAGACAACAAAAUCGAUGGAGCAGCGUUUUGGAAAUCCAAUCCCAGUAUCCUGACAGUGCAAAGGUCAGCCAUGCUCAGGAAACAACAGCUUCAACAGCAGCAGCAGCAGAGCUCCUCAAACACUGGCUCAGACGAGGACUCUUCCAGUAGUGAUGAGUCGGAUGAUGACUCAAAGAGCAGGAGUAAAGGGUCUGGUUCAGACUCGGACUCGGGCUCUGGUUCAGGAAGUGGCUCGUCUGACUCUUCAGCAGAGGAGAAAGGGAACAGUGACGAGUCCGUGUCAGACUAUGAGCCCAGUCACAAAGUCAAGAGCAGAAAACCUUCAAACAAGGCCAAUGCCAGGAAUGGGAAAAAUAGCAAAGCUCCCAAGAAGAAGCCCUCCCGCUCCUCCUCAGAUGAAGAGGACGAUUAUAAAAAAGCUCUAGCGGGACCUCGGCGGCAGGCCACAGUCAAUGUGAGCUACAAAGAAGAUGAGGAACUGAAGACUGAUUCAGAUGACCUGGUGGAGGUGUGUGGAGAGGACGUCCCACCGCCGGAGGAGGACGAGUUUGAGACACUGGAGAGAGUUAUGGAAGUGAGGAUAGGCCGGAAAGGAGCAACUGGGGCCGUAACCACGGUGUAUGCAGUAGAAGCAGAUGGAGACCCCAACGCCAACUUUGACCCCAGCAGACAGCCAGGAGAGGUGCAAUACUUGAUGAAGUGGAAGAACUGGUCCCACAUUCACAACACCUGGGAGACAGAGGAGACGCUCAAACAACAGAACGUGAAGGGCAUGAAGAAACUGGACAACUUCAAGAAAAAAGAUCAGGAGAAAAAGAAAUGGCUCAAAGCUGCCUCGCCUGAGGAUGUGGAGUACUUCAACUGUCAGCAGGCGGCCAAUGCCAGGAAUGGGAAAAAUAGCAAAGCUCCCAAGAAGAAGCCCUCCCGCUCGUCCUCAGAUGAAGAGGACGAUUAUAAAAAAGCUCUAGCAGGACCUCGGCGGCAGGCCACAGUCAAUGUGAGCUACAAAGAAGAUGAGGAACUGAAGACUGAUUCAGAUGACCUGGUGGAGGUGUGUGGAGAGGACGUCCCACCGCCGGAGGAGGACGAGUUUGAGACACUGGAGAGAGUUAUGGAAGUGAGGAUAGGCCGGAAAGGAGCAACUGGGGCCGUAACCACGGUGUAUGCAGUAGAAGCAGAUGGAGACCCCAACGCCAACUUUGACCCCAGCAGACAGCCAGGAGAGGUGCAAUACUUGAUGAAGUGGAAGAACUGGUCCCACAUUCACAACAGCCAAUCUGUUUGUUGUCAGAUCCGGACACAUGAAUGGAUGCAUCCGCAGACCAAACGACUGAAGUUCAACGUUCUGCUUACUACAUAUGAAAUUCUGCUGAAGGAUAAGUCCUUUUUAGGAAACGUGAGCUGGGCGUUCAUUGGUGUAGACGAGGCCCAUCGGCUGAAGAACGACGACUCGCUCCUCUACAAGACUAUGAUUGAGUUCAAGUCCAACCACAGGCUCCUGAUCACAGGCACACCCCUCCAGAACUCACUCAAAGAGCUCUGGUCUCUACUACAUUUUAUUAUGCCUGAAAAAUUUCACUCGUGGGAGCUGUUUGAAGAGGAACAUGGCAAAGGCAGAGACUCUGGCUAUACCAGCCUUCAUAAGGAGCUAGAGCCCUUCCUGCUGCGCAGAGUGAAGAAGGAUGUGGAGAAAUCUCUGCCUGCCAAGGUGGAGCAGAUCCUCAGGGUGGAGAUGAGCGCUGUUCAGAAACAAUACUACAAGUGGAUAUUGACGAGAAACUAUAAAGCCCUGAGUAAAGGCACUAAAGGAAGCAAGUCAGGCUUCCUCAACGUCAUGAUGGAGUUGAAGAAAUGCUGUAACCACUGCUACCUCAUCAAAUCGCCUGAGGACAACGAGUUCUACAACAGACAAGAAGGCCUACAGCACCUUAUUCGCAGCAGUGGGAAGCUGAUUCUUCUGGAUAAACUGCUGGUUCGGCUGAAGGAACGAGGGCACCGUGUGCUUAUCUUCUCCCAGAUGGUUCGGAUGCUGGACAUCCUAGCGGAGUACCUGAAGUACCGGCAGUUCUUAUUCCAGAGACUGGAUGGUUCCAUAAAGGGUGAGAUGAGGAAGCAGGCGUUAGAUCAUUUCAAUGCAGAGGGCUCUGAGGAUUUCUGCUUCCUGUUGUCCACGCGAGCAGGUGGUCUGGGCAUUAACCUGGCCUCUGCAGAUACAGUGGUCAUUUUUGACUCCGACUGGAACCCUCAGAAUGACCUGCAGGCCCAGGCCAGAGCGCACAGGAUUGGUCAGAAAAAACAGGUGAAUAUAUACCGUCUGGUGACAAAGGGCUCGGUUGAGGAGGAAAUUAUUGAGAGAGCCAAGAAGAAAAUGGUGUUGGACCACCUAGUAAUUCAGAGGAUGGACACCACGGGGAAGACUGUGCUUGACACGGGUGCUGCUCCUUCAAGUUCCACUCCAUUCAACAAGGAGGAACUGUCAGCCAUCCUGAAGUUCGGUGCUGAAGAACUUUUCAAAGAGUCGGAGGGAGAGGAGCAGGAGCCUCAGGAGAUGGACAUUGAUGAAAUCCUGAAGAGAGCAGAGACCAGAGAGAACGACCCUGGACCAUCGACUGUAGGAGAGGAGCUCCUCUCUCAAUUUAAGGUAGCAAAUUUCUCCAUGAUGGAGGAGGAGGAGAUUGACAUGGACACCGAGAGGGAUGGUAGACAUGAUAUGAACUGGGAUGACAUUAUCCCAGAGGAGCAGCGGAGGAGACUCGAGGAAGAGGAGCGACAAAAAGAGCUAGCAGAGAUCUAUUUACUGCCCCGCAUGAGGAAGUGUGCUAAACAGAUCAACUUUAAUGGAAAUGAGGGCAGGCGUAGCAGGAACAGACGAUACUCUGGUUCAGACAGCGAUUCGGUCUCCGACAGAAAGAGGCCCAAGAAACGAGGAAGACCUCGAACUAUUCCAAGAGAGAACAUUAAGGGUUUCACUGAUGCUGAGAUACGCAGGUUUAUUAAAAGUUAUAAAAAGUUUGGUGGCCCUUUAGAAAGGCUUGACGCUAUCGCUCGCGAUGCUGAGCUGGUGGAUAAAUCAGAGCAUGAUCUGCGGCGGCUGGCUGAGACCGUACACAACGGCUGUUUGAAAACGCUAAGAGAGAACCCCUGUGGACCCGAACGAAGCUCAGGAGGCAGGCGAGGGAAGGUGAAAGGACCCACCUUCAGGAUCUCAGGGGUUCAGGUCAAUGCUAAGCUGGUGAUCUCUCAUGAGGAGGAACUGGCACCAUUACACAAGGCCAUUCCCGCUGACCCUGAGGAGAGGAAGAGGUAUAUAAUCCCAUGCCACUCAAAGGCAGCUCAUUUUGACAUUGAGUGGGGUAAAGAGGACGACUCCAGCCUGCUUAUUGGGAUUUAUGAGUACGGUUAUGGCAGCUGGGAGAUGAUCAAGAUGGACCCAGACCUCAACCUCACACAUAAGCUCCUUCCUGAUGACCCUGACAAGAAGCCACAGGCCAAGCAGUUGCAGACACGAGCUGACUACCUCAUCAAAUUACUGAGCAAAGACCUCGCCAAGAAGGAAGCACAGAAACAAGCCGGCACAGCAAAUUCACGCAAGAGAAAACCACGGGGCAAGAAGAAUAAAGCGGUAAAGCCGAAGAUGGAUGACGUGACGAACAGUCUGUCCUCUGCACCGCCAUCAGAUAAGAGCUCUGAAGAAGAGGAAGAGAAGGAGGAAGAGGAAAAGGAAACUCCUCCAGCUAAGCCAGCCAACAGAAGAGCAUGUGUGUCAGAGCGGCCGGUAAAGGAGGAUGAGGAUGAAGAGUCUGAUGAGGACGAGCCCGAGGAUAAAGAGCCUGAAGAGAAGGACAUAAUGGAGAAAGUGGUCAAAAAAGAGAUUAAGAAGGAGAAGAAAGAGGAGGGUCGGGACAGCAAAGAGAGGGAACCAAAAGAGAAGGAGAUGAAAUCCGAGCCUGAAGAAGAGGCUCCUGCAGAGAAGGCUGUAGAGGUGAAAGCAGAAGUGCGGGAGAAGAAAGCUGACACCCCUGUGCACACGCCCUCAGGAGGAGAUGCACUUCCCCUGUCUGACGAGUCUGAAGAACUGGACCAGAAAACAUUCAGCGUGUGUAAGGAGCGCAUGCGGCCGGUGAAGGCAGCACUCAAGCAGCUGGAUCGUCCAGAGAAGGGUCUGUCUGAGCGCGAGCAGCUGGAGCACACGCGCCAGUGCCUGAUCAAAAUAGGAGAUCACAUCACCGAGUGUCUGAGAGAAUACACCAACCCCGAACAGAUCAAACAGUGGAGGAAAAAUCUGUGGAUAUUUGUUUCGAAAUUCACGGAAUUUGAUGCAAGGAAACUGCAUAAACUGUAUAAACACGCCAUCAAGAAAAGACAAGAAAAUGCUCAGGCAGUGGAGCAGAACACUAGCUCUGUAAAUACACAAAGCUUUAAACAUGCAGAUGUUGAGCGGAUAAAGGAGUCCCAGCAGGACGACAGCAGCAGAGACAGCUACAGCUCUGACAGACAUCACUCAUCUCGCUACCAUGAACACAGCAAAGAUCGGCACGCUGGCGACUCGUACAGGAAGAGCUCCGAUGCCAGGAAGAGACCCUACUCCUCCUUCAGCAACGGCAAAGACCACCGAGAGCGAGAGAGAGACCAGUACAGAGAGAGAGGAGAGCGACAGGACAGCAGGUGCUUUUAACUAUAGCAGCGUUCACAAAUGCAGCUUUCUUCAUUUUUUUGAAUGGGGUGAUUUGCAUGAAGCACAUGACAUGCAGGGAAAAAGACAGGAUAUCAUGGCCACAAACUAAUUUGUUCCCUCAUUUGAGGUAAAUUGUGACCAUGUUGUGCUAAUUCGUUCCCUUGUUUAAGUUAAAUCUUUGCUAUAAACAAGGGAAAAAUUAUUAAAACCUGACCACGAUUUAACUACAAGGAAACAAAGUUGUGAGA
Messenger RNA from Sinocyclocheilus rhinocerous, 5456 nucleotides. Its product is annotated as chromodomain-helicase-DNA-binding protein 1-like. Gene Ontology annotation, cellular component: nucleus; chromatin. The coding region runs from base 319 to 5208 and encodes 1629 amino acids. The transcript has 34 exons. The record is from RefSeq and is a predicted model, not a curated record. Gene Ontology annotation, molecular function: ATP-dependent chromatin remodeler activity; ATP hydrolysis activity; ATP binding. Gene Ontology annotation, biological process: nucleosome organization. Lineage: Eukaryota; Metazoa; Chordata; Actinopteri; Cypriniformes; Cyprinidae.